AUGGAGUCCACCUUUCCUCCUUUACCACCGCACCUCGAAGCGCAAACCCUAGAAGUCACUCUUACUAAGAACUGCCCUCAUCCUUCACAUAACACGUCCCAAUCUUCUGAGGAUAUGGAAGCAGAAGCAGUAUCAUCUCCUGCAUCAAAAUACUCAGAUCCAAGCGACAUCUCUACAAAUGACCCACCCGCAAGUUUGCUGGAGCACUCCCCACCUAUAACCGAAACGACAGCCAGCUAUGACAGUGAAGACAUAUCAGAAACAGACUCAGACUCUAUAGAGAUCCUCAUCGAUGAAGGAGAUAUUUUCUCCAAACCGUUCAACAUGUCUUUCAUAUCAGUGGCCAGCACUGAGCUAGUCGACGACCUUGACGAAGGGAGACUAUUAUCUCUGCUAAUCGAGGCAUAUGACCUGAUUUGCCCAAACGAACUCCGGACAGGAAUUGAAGAUGGAACAAUUAGCUUGGACUUAUCACUUGAGGAUGAUUGCGAGUGUGAUGAAGAAGCUAGCUACGAUACCGAAGAAGAGCUCGAAGAGAAGGUAAUGGCAGAAAAUGAUAGACCUGGAGUGCAUGAGGGGAAGCGCUUCAUCGAUGGUAUAUUUACCUGGAUGAAGCGGGUUCCAGGCACCGAUGAGAGUGAGCUGGCAGUUUCCCCGUCAGAGGAUCCCUCGGAAAAGGAGUCUAGCUGUGAUUUGAGAAGAAAAUCUGGGAAUAGCGAUUUACAUCUUGCUUAUGAGACUUCUGAAGGGCCAAGUGUAUAG
Microsporum canis CBS 113480 is the source of this 762-nucleotide messenger RNA. RefSeq lists its product as uncharacterized. Bases 1 to 762 code for a protein of 253 amino acids. The transcript has a single exon. Lineage: Eukaryota; Fungi; Ascomycota; Eurotiomycetes; Onygenales; Arthrodermataceae. The record is from RefSeq and is a predicted model, not a curated record.